UAGUGGAGAGAGGAGGCUGGCGGAGGCCAGGGAUACUUACGUGUGGCGCCAUAGCUCCAGCUUCGUCUUCAAGGAGGGACCUUCGUCUAUGCAUGCGGUCCCUCCUCUCACUCUCACAUAUGUGAUGUAUGAUGGAAUGUCGUAACAGUCCAGGUCAGAAACCGGGGGAAAUGGCGGAGGCGUAUCAGGACCGCAUGCUGGCUUUGAUCAUAGAAGCCAAGCAGCGGGCGGAUGCAGUAGCAGCCGCAAAGAAGAAGAAGGCGGAGGAUGCCGAGCAGGCAUGGCUGCUAGCUCUUGAACAGCAGCGUCUGCAGGCCGAGGCAGCAGCGAAGGUUGCAGAUGAAGAACGAUUGAAGCGGCGUGAGAAGAUUUUUAGCGGGGAGCAAGCAUUACUCACAUUGGCAGAGGACAUUCACAGCCUCGAUGCCGAAGUCAAGAGUGUUCGCAGCCGCGUACAGCAGCUGGAGCAACGACCCGCCGCCGCCCCUGUGGCAAGCUCCUCCAACACAUUAGACCGCCUCAACGCAUUGGAGACUGACGUCAGCGCACUCAAGGACUGCGCACGACUACAACAAACCGCUACUCAACAAUUGGAGCAGCGGGUCUGUGCUGCCGCCACCAGCCCGAGUUCGGGACAGUGCGAGUCAACUCCCAAGUUUGACGGUCAGGAGAUCUUCUGCGAUUCAACAAAGAUGGAUCCAAUUCAGUGGUUCCGCAAGUUUGAACUCACGUUGCAUCUGCAUCUCGUCAGCGAAUGCAAGCACCACACGUACUUAUACUCCCGGUCGGGAGGCGCAUGCCAGGCAUGGCUGGACAAUCUCUUGUCCCAGUACGGGGUGGUCGCUGCCGAGUUACACACGAAAAUCAGCUGGGAAGACCUCAAGGUGGCGUGGCACAAGCGGUUCCAAGUGGAGCCGUCGGAGAUCAAGGCCAUGGACAAGCUCAUGACCUUCGAGCAAGGCUCGCUGCCAAGCGUCGACUGGAUUGUCGAGUACCAACGCUUGACACCCGUCCCAGGUCUCCCGAUAGGCUUCAAAGCCAUCAAGCACUACUUCAUUUCAAGGUUGUGCCCGAUGUUGAGCAACGCCUUGACGCAUGUUGAGGACAUACUGACAACGACGGUGCAACUGUUCGAUAAGGCCCCGCAUAUUAUCGUCACAAACAAGGAGGCGAAGAACCUCACUCGUGCUGCGGCAGGCUCGAGCAAGGACCAGCAUCGGCCCAAGGUGGCCGUGGUUGAGGCGGCAUCGCCAAGCAACCAAUCUAGCGAGGCGGAGUCUGCCAAUGAAGGAGACAGACUCGCAGCUGCCCGGGAUGACAGCGGGCUGCCCUACCAAGGGGAAGGGCAAGCAGGAAAACUGAGCGCCGCCGAGAGUGCGUCGAUGACACUCUCGACGCCUUCGGACCCGGUUUCUUCGCGAGUGAGCGACCUUCAUUUUGGGGCGCAUGUAGAAGUCGAUAGUCCUCUUCUUUAUUCUUUUGAGGACUAUGCUGCCCGGCUCGUUCCGACGCUGGGAUCUUUUGAUCAAGGACAAGACGUGUGUGCGGCAUCUUCUCCGUCCGGCAACGGUUCUUCUUCGUCUUCAAGUGGUUCUUCACGGGAUUCGGCGCGCAAGUUCAACAUAGAGGAAUUGAACCCUCUCACGUCUGAGGAUUUCGCAUGGCUUCCUCUCCCGACCACGGGCCGCUUGCCGCGACCACAAUGCGCAGCACUCUGCGCCCAUCUUCACAAGUACUUGUCCUUCUAUGCACCACCAACUUCGCCGACGGAUGACGAGGUCGUGGUGGGGGACAUGUUGGCAUAUGUUACCAAGGUGGCCCGCGAGUUUCGCACGCAGCGGUACGACGACAAUAACGCACCGCUGAUGUAUGUCCGCAUCCAAGUUGGGCAAGCGUCCUGCAGCGCUUUGCUGGAUAGCGGCGCGACUCGCAACUUCAUGAGGCAAGCCUUUAUGCAAAGGGCUGGCCUCGGCGCGCAGGUUCGAAGGAAGGUAAACCCGACGGCGAUCAAGUUGGCGGAUGGAAAGACGCAGCAACUUCUCGACCGUUACAUCGAGGCUGUACCGACGACAUUCUCGUCUAUAGUCGGACCUUGGAGGAUGAGCAUCUUCGACGAGUGUUGGAGACGCACCGUCGUGCCAAGUACAAAGCCAACCGCGACAAGUGUGAGUUCGUCCGGCAAGAGUUUGAGUACUUGGGCCAUUUUGUCACACCGGAGGGCAUCAGCCCCGGAGAAAAUUCAAGCCAUCCAGGAGUGGCCGGAACCGCGUAACGUCACGGAUGUCCGUUCGUUUUUUGGUCUUGCCGGCUACUAUCAGCGCUUCAUCAAGGGCUAUUCGAAGAUCGCGGCCCAUUUGACCAAGCUUCAAUGCGAGGAUCGACCGUUUGACUUCGACGAGGAUGCGCGGGAAUCCUUCUUGGCUCUUAAAGCUGCACUUUUGUCAGCGGAGGUCUUGCGGACCUACGACCCGCUAUUGCCCACACGCGUCACUACUGAUGCAUCCGGCUAUGACAUUGGUGCAGUCCUCGAACAACACGAUGGCGUGGACUGGCACCCGAUCGAGUAUUUCAGCAAGAAAGUGUCCGCCGUGCACUCUAUUGAUGAUGCACGAAAGAAGGAGUUAUUGGCAUUUGUACACGCACUCAAGCGCUGGCGGCAUUUCCUUCUUGGUCGACUGCAGUUCCGAUGGGUAACAGACAACAACCUGUUGGUCUUUUACAAGACCCAGGACACAGUCAACAGCACCAUUGCCCGCUGGAUGGCCUUCAUUGACCAGUUUGACUUUUUCCCCGAUCACAUUCCGGGCAAGUCCAACCGUUUUGCGGAUGCUCUCUCACGGCGUCCGGACUAUUGCACCGCGGUCUACUCGACGUUCGAGAUUGAUGACGACUUGCGAGACUAUUUCAUCCGCGGCUACAAGGCCGACCCCGAGUUUCGCGACAAGUACGCGAAUUGUUCCUCACCCAAUCCGACACCUUCUCACUACCAGAUCCAUGAGGGAUAUUUGCUCGUCCACUCGCGGGGGAAGGAUCUCCUUUGCGUACCGAGUGACCCUUACUUGCGUACGCGGCUUCUUGGCGAGUUCCACGAUGCUCCCGCCAUCGGACAUUUUGGCGUCAAUCGAACGAUUGGCCGACUUCGCGAGCGAUUUUGGUGGUCCGGUCUUCUCGACGACGUCACACGCUACUGCGAGUCAUGCGAGAUUUGCCGGCGUUGCAAAUCCCGCAAUCAUCGUCCGUAUGGCGAGUUGCGACCACUACCGGUUCCCUUGCGCCGAAGGGAGGCGAUUGCCAUGGAUAUCACUGGACCAUUCCCCAAGCACAAGACCGGUGUGGAUGGGAUUCUCACGGUAGUCGAUCGACUCACCAAGUUUGCCAUGUUUUUGCCUUGUCGCUAUCAUGCCAAGGCAUCAAAAUUGGCUGAGGUUCUCUACGCCGGUUGGAUUCAAACCAAGGGUUACCCCAAGGAUAUCGUCUGCGACCGCAACACUUGGUUCAUGUCUGAUUUUUGGUUGGCACUCACCAAACGAUGGGGCUCAUCUCUCAAGCCUAGUUCAACUCACCACCCUCAGACGGAUGGCCAGACGGAGAGGGCGCACCAGACGGCACAGGUCCCUCUUCGCACUCUCAUCCGUCCCGAUCAGAAGGAUUGGGUUGAGCGGCUGCCGGAUGUCGAAUUGGCCUACAAUUCGUCCAUCCACCCGACUAUCGGGAUGUCGCCUUUCGAGUUUGAGCAUGGCUCUCCGAUCACUUCUCCACUGGACACCAUCGUUCCACGCACGGCCUAGAGCGACGACCAUCUCCUUUUCUUGCGCCAGAUGCAAGAGUUUCUUGUCAAGGCACGCAAUCAGAUGGCGAAAACGAAGCAACGCAUGAGCCAGC
Molecule: messenger RNA, 3882 nt
Organism: Chara braunii
Lineage: Eukaryota; Viridiplantae; Streptophyta; Charophyceae; Charales; Characeae
Source: the annotation of a GenBank genome assembly